Hyalella azteca is the source of this 547-nucleotide messenger RNA. RefSeq lists its product as uncharacterized. The coding region runs from base 18 to 449 and encodes 143 amino acids. The transcript has 5 exons. NCBI's taxonomy places the organism in Eukaryota, Metazoa, Arthropoda, Malacostraca, Amphipoda, Hyalellidae. The record is from RefSeq and is a predicted model, not a curated record.
AGUGUGAGAAUCUCGUCAUGAGCUAUAGAGAUGCUCUGAUAAAGCAGUUCUCUCCGUACACUUCCGUCAUCUCAACCUCUGGUGCAGAGGUCGUCUCUCCUGGCUACCCUGACAAAGCCCCAUCGACCAAAACGCAGUACACGCAGGUUUUCCGUGCUGAGAAGUGCCAGCGAGCGGUGCUGAAGUUCGACGACUUUGGAAUCGAGCCGCGGAGUGACAGUAGUAAUCGCUGCGGCUUCAGCUUCCUCGAGAUCCGCUCCGACGUCUCCGUGCCGGAGGGGAAAAUAUUUUGUGGCGAAGAAAUUGAGAAAGGAACAGCCUUCAAAAGUGACAAGUCGGAGCUCAUCCUUCAUUACAUGAACAAUGACUACAGUAAAUAUGGCUUGGAAAACAAAUACAGAGGCUACAAGGCUACUUUCACCACCGAGGCCAUACCCAACUGCAGCUGAUGGGGUUUCAUCCACCGGCUGGAAUGUCGAACUGGAGACCACAAGGAAAAUUAAAUGAAUAGAGUACGAAGUGUUUUUGUAGCGUGUGAAAAAUUACU